CCUGUGCAAAUCACGAAUAUGAUCCGGAUGCCGAUGACAGGUACGGAGGUGUGACCACAAGUGCGUCCGUUAAAUAACUGAUUCGUUGAAAUCGCGCCUGUCAAAUUAUAGAAAAAAAAUUAAGUGCCAGUGCGACUAGUCAUAAUGUCGAAAAGUACUUUAAGCUCUGCUUUCCGCAAAAUCGAUGUAGACCAAUACAACGAGGACAAUUUUAAGGAAGAAGAAGCUGAUGGAGGAACCGCUGGUCCAGAUGAGAAUGAAAUCAUUACAUUGCUUGGACAGGGAAGGAAUGUAGAUGCUUUGACUGCGGUGCUCAGAUCUGCGCCGUUGGGAUGUAAAAAUCAGCAAGUCAAGGACAAUGCGUUGAACCUGACACUGAGGGUAUUGCUGAGUAUAAAAUCAAACCAAAUUGAGGAUGCAGUGGCAAAAUUAGACAGGGAACUUGUAGAUGUAUUGAUGAAAUACAUAUACAGAGGUUUUGAAAUACCUUCCGAAGGGAGCAGUGGACAUUUGUUGUUGUGGCACGAGAAAGCUUACAAUGUGGGAGGAGUUGGAAGUAUAGUCAGGGUACUCUCUGACAGUAAGCGAGCUUAAAUUGACCAUCAAUCACAGAAAUGUUGGAAAUUCAUGCCUAGAGCAAUAAAAUAUUCUAUGAAUUCA
Athalia rosae (coleseed sawfly) is the source of this 660-nucleotide messenger RNA. RefSeq names its product actin-related protein 2/3 complex subunit 5 (gene Arpc5). The record is from RefSeq and is a predicted model, not a curated record. Lineage: Eukaryota; Metazoa; Arthropoda; Insecta; Hymenoptera; Athaliidae. Gene Ontology annotation, molecular function: actin filament binding. The transcript is spliced from 3 exons. Gene Ontology annotation, biological process: cell migration; regulation of actin filament polymerization; Arp2/3 complex-mediated actin nucleation. Gene Ontology annotation, cellular component: actin cytoskeleton; cytoplasm; Arp2/3 protein complex. Bases 145 to 594 code for a protein of 149 amino acids.